This is a messenger RNA of Adineta ricciae, 2304 nucleotides long. NCBI's taxonomy places the organism in Eukaryota, Metazoa, Rotifera, Eurotatoria, Adinetida, Adinetidae. The record is from the annotation of a GenBank genome assembly.
AUGGAUACUCAACCGAGACCAACAGAACCUGUUCAAACCUAUACUAAGCCACCGUUUACACGUAGUAUUUCAAUGAGUAAAUAUGAGACAAGCACUUCUUCAACUACUAAUCAUUCACCAGGAACACCAAAAACGACACUAUCAUCAACUAAAUCCGGCUGGUCAUGGAUGUCAUUCGGUGGAAAUCACCAGGCAAAACAAACAGUUAGUCCACCUAAUUCACCAUCAUCCAGUUUGGAUCUCAGCCAUAUAACAUCAAGAUUGAUGGUCAUGAAAACACCUCAAGAAACGCCAUCGAAUACAUCAUCUCGAUCAACAGCUGAUUUAGCACGUGAAUUGCUGGAUAAAGAUCAUCCGGAUUCGUAUAUGUUAUUUUCUCUUGAUCAGUCUUCGACCAAUGAGCUACCUUACCAGAAGGAGUUUUUCCAUAAUCAAGUUCUCGAUUUUCCAUUGUUUGAUGAAAAGCAACAACAACCACCAACUUUACUUAUUAAUUUAUGGUUUUGUCAAAAAGUUACAUCUUAUCUCUUGGAAUCUCCAUCACAUGUCGCUGUACUUCAUUGUCAUGAUGGAAAAAAUCAAUUAGCAUUCGCCGCAUGUCUACUACUUGCUUAUCAUAAAUUAUAUCGAAAAUGUGAACAAAUCAUUCAGUUCUAUACAUACUAUCGUUCAAUUCCACCAACGUUCACCAUGUCACAAAAAAGAUAUAUUCAAUAUCUUUGUGACUUAUCACAUGGAACAAUCGAAAGUCCACAUUUCAAUGAAUUAGUUCUUCAUUCGAUCAACUUGACACCGAUUCCACUUGUCAAUCGAGCAAAAACGUCUUGCCGUCCAUUCGUUGAUAUUUACAAUCAAGAACAGAAGAAAAUCUUUUCCACGCACCAAGAAACAUCGAAACUUCGAGUUUAUACGUCAUCGGAAUCAAUUUGUACCAUUCCAGUUGAUCUUCACUUUAGUGGUGAUUUAACAAUUCAUAUAACACAUGCAUGUUUGAAUAAUUCUCGUCGAACUCAUGAAGGCGGAGUUCGUAUUUGUGAAUUAACGAUCAAUUCGAAUUUCAGUACAUUUAACGAUCCGGAAUUAUCUUAUUUACGAAGUGAAUUGGAUGAAGUUGAUCCAAAUGAAAAAAAUCCGAUCAAUUAUCGGGUCUCACUUCAUAUUACAAAUCAUCAAAAGGUCACUGAUAAUCAACAGGAUCCAUUUUUGAAACAGUUGGAAAGUACAUUGGAACAUCCGUUGGCUUUAUUUCGCGAUGAAAAUGAAAUGAAACAAAAAAUGACCGACAUAGAAAAAAAAGAAAAUUUGGAAGCAAACCAUCCACCAGUUGUUCAUCGACCACCAAAACAUAAUGAACCAAUAUCUCCUGGUGCGACUAAUUCCUCUUUACGACCAGGUAACCGAAUUUCUGGUCCACAAUCUCCCACACCAACUUCUCCAUCCUCGUCAUUCGUUAAUCCAAUGAUGGGACAUAUGAAAGUGAGCCAACGUCAAUCUACAAUUCAAUCUUCAUCAGCUCAAGAAAAAGUCACAGAUCCCAACGUUGAUAUUCUCGGUCUUGGUGAAGAAAUUACCUCUAUUCAGCAUAGUCUCGAAAGAUCCAUGUCAUCUGAUACUCAACAAGAUCUUCUAUCAAGUAUCGAUUCUCACGCCGAUUCAACCGAUGGAGAUGUUCAAUCAACUAGACCUCCUCUGCAAAGAUUUUUAUCCCAAACAGGAUCUUUACCAACACCUAUGAAAGCAACAACAAUUUCCAAGCCAAAACAAGAAACACCAGCUUCCUCUCAACAAUCCAAGGGUCCCAAUUAUGAUCUUUUUCGAACAGAAGAAAAUCGUCCAUCUACUCAAACUUUACCAAAAACAAAAUCAUCUUCAUCGAGCGCUCCGAAAAGCAAAUCUGAAUUUUAUACCAAUCACUUUCAAGGUUUAGAUGGUUUAAAUCGUGACGAUCCACCACCUCAACCACAACAGCCAUCAUCAACUCCUAUUGGUGACAUUCAAAAACAAACGUUAGCAAAACAUCUCGAUCCAACUGUUCUCAAAGUUCGACAUUGGACCGAAGGCAAAAAAGGAAACAUUCGAGCAUUAUUAUGUUCUUUGUCGAAAGUCACAUGGCCCGAAUGCAAAUGGAGUGGAUGCCAAAUGAACGAACUGUUAACACCUGCACAAGUGAAGAAAGUGUAUCGAAAAGCUGUCCUUCAUAUUCAUCCUGAUAAGCUCUGUGAUGAUCCAAAUCAGCCGUUGGCAAAACUUAUUUUUGUUGAAUUGAAUGAAGCUUGGUCACAAUUCGAGAAAGAAUGCGACUAA